AAGACGUUUGUUGGCCUGGUGUGACUCUCAUUGGACCAUGUCUGAGAGCAAUUGCCUUCCCACCACCCCUAGGACACACACAACUUCCACUCUUACUCCUUGCUUGCUCUUUUUCAUGGUCCCCUUUCCAUUUCUGGUCUGUCAGAGGGGUCCAGCCUGGGUGAGUUCUGCCACGGGACUCCUGGCUAGACAAGAGCUCUCACACUUUGGGGGGGACGGGGACGACAGGCUGGCUUACAGACUCUGCCUCUGCACCAGUCCUGUGCCACGGUCUACUCCUCGCAGGACAGUGUGCGUGGACCACAGCCUGACACUGGACAAGCAUGCCCUGGUUACCUGAAACCCCUGAGAGGCCCUCUCACCCUUGCUCCUGGUGUUCCAGAUUCCUCAUGGCGUCUUGACCCUCUUCUUAGGACCCAUAAACUAAUUCUCCCCCAUUUCCCUCUCUCUCUUUCUGACACAAGAUCUCACCAUGUAGUCUUUGCUGGCCUGGAACUCACUAUCAGGUUAGCCUCAAAUUCACAGACAUCUGCCUGCCCCUGCCUCCUAAGUGCUGGGAUUAACAGUAUGUGCCACCAUGCUUGGAGACCCCAAAAUUCCUAUCUCUCUCCCUUCGUGUACACACUCACUCAGAUAGCAAAGAUCACCUGGGACCAGGGAAACUGGAUGAGGUGGGAAAAGAAGAAAGCAUAAAAGUUUCUUUCUGUACUUCUCUGCCCUGCCCAGCACCCUUUCCUCCCCGCUCAGCCUACCUCAGCCUCCCCUGCACAGGAGUCUUGAUACCUUCCCACCACAGACCCUGUGUGGAGCUGGGCUCCAUGCGAUCACACACUUGUCAUCCCUGAUAUUAUUAUAGAUGUAGCCAGUUUCAGCCAUGGAACUGGGUUGUGGUCCAAGACGUGGGAGGAAGUGCUAGGAAGAACACUUGAAGAGAACCCGCUAAAGCGGCGUGUUUUGUUAGGAAGUGGGGAGAGAGAAACCGGGAGUGCAGUAGUAAAAAUAAGGUCUGCGUAUUCAAGGUUAGAAUUAGGGGCGAUGCUUAUGAGUACAGAAACAGGGAGCUGGGGGAACAGAGAGGGAAGGGGGGAGAAGCAGAGCAGCCUGGAUAGGGUACCCAAGUAAGGACUGGCUCAUCACGAAGCAAGCAGAGUUUGGAGGGCACAGCCUAGGGGAUUCCAAGGCAUGCAGGACCCUUGUCCUCGGGCAUUUUUACAUAGACUUAGGGACCAAUGGUUAGGCUCCCUAUGUGGUGGAGCCACAACCAGAAAACCAAACAUGAACUUCUCUGCCAGCUGCGAUACUCCAGUCCGUCUACGGAAGUGCAGUCCGCAUGACCCAGGAACCGGAAGUCUUUGUCAGUCGCUGAAUUAGCCGGCAAAGGGUCUGUGGCCUCUUUAAGAAGGGGCGGGAACAGCAGCUAGAGGAAGUGAUGCCACAGCAGCUGCGGAAGCCGGAAGCUGCUGCCUGAGCACCGCGCGGGGUGAUGUCCGCCAGCGGGGCUGUGCAGCCCGGGCCCCCGGGGGCUGCUGUUGGGCCUUCGCCCUCCGCGGCUGGAUCGCCAGCCACGGGGCCCUUGUUCCGGCCCCUCAGCGCCGAGGAUGAGGAGCAGCAGCCCACCGAGAUCGAGUCGCUGUGCAUGAACUGUUACCGGAACGGCACGACGCGCCUUCUGCUCACCAAGAUCCCCUUCUUUAGAGAAAUAAUCGUGAGCUCCUUUUUCUGCGAGCACUGUGGCUGGAACAACACGGAGAUCCAGUCAGCAGGCAGGAUCCAGGACCAGGGAGUGCGCUACACUUUGACCGUCAGGGGCCAAGAGGACAUGAACAGGGAAGUGGUGAAGACGGACUCUGCCACCACGAGGAUCCCGGAGCUGGAUUUUGAAAUUCCAGCUUUCAGCCAGAAGGGAGCUCUGACCACCGUUGAAGGAUUGAUCAGCCGGGCAAUCUCUGGCCUAGAGCAGGACCAGCCCACACGACGGGCAAUGGAACAUGCUGUAGCUGAAAGGAUCGAUGUGUUCAUUGGCAAACUGAAGGACCUAAAGCAAGUGGCUUCCCCGUUCACUCUGAUCAUUGAUGAUCCCUCGGGAAACAGCUUUGUAGAAAACCCACAUGCUCCCCAGAAAGAUGAUGCCCUGGUGAUCACACACUACAACCGGACACCACAGCAGGCUGAGAUGCUGGGUCUCCAGGCAGAAGCACCAGAAGAGAAGUCAGAAGAGGAAGACCUCAGAAAUGAAGUGCUCCAGUUCAACACCAACUGCCCAGAGUGCAACGCCCCAGCUCAGACCAACAUGAAGCUAGUCCAAAUCCCCCACUUUAAAGAGGUUAUCAUCAUGGCCACCAACUGUGAGAAUUGCGGGCAUCGGACUAAUGAGGUGAAGUCUGGAGGAGCAGUGGAGCCUUUGGGUACCAAGAUCACCCUCCACAUCACAGAUCCCUCAGACAUGACCAGAGACCUCCUCAAGUCCGAGACGUGCAGUGUGGAAAUCCCGGAGCUGGAGUUUGAACUGGGAAUGGCUGUCCUUGGGGGCAAGUUCACCACUCUCGAGGGGCUUCUGAAAGACAUCCGAGAAUUGGUAACCAAGAACCCAUUCACAUUGGGUGACAGCUCGAACCCUAACCAGACGGAGAAACUGCAGGAGUUUAGCCAGAAGUUGGAGCAGAUCAUCGAGGGCAAGAUGAAGGCCCACUUUAUCAUGAACGAUCCAGCAGGAAACAGCUACCUGCAGAACGUGUACGCCCCUGAAGAUGAUCCAGAGAUGAAGGUAGAGCGCUAUAAGCGUACCUUUGACCAGAAUGAGGAGCUCGGGCUCAAUGACAUGAAGACAGAGGGCUAUGAGGAAGGCCUGGCCCCACAGCGGUAGCAGUGCCCAGCUCACAGGCCAGCCUCAAUGCCACCAGCACCACAGGCUGAUUUGUGACUGUUAGCAAGCGAAGAGCGUCCAAGCCCUUGCCCAUGGUGAGGAGAUUGCUUGAACCCAAGAUUGAAGCACACAGAAGUGAGUGGCUGGUGGUGCAGCGGCAAGCCUGCCAUGCUCCUGGACCUUCUUUUGGAGGUUUGGAGUGGUCUGAGAAGAACCCCAGAAACACCUUGUGGUCUGCCUUCACCUUUUGUCUAUCGGCUCUCGCCCUUUGGUGCUGCGCCUCUGAAGUUCGGUGCAGUGAAAUACACAUUACAGCUGGCUUCCGGCUUUCCCAACUUUGAGCAGGAAAGAACUUGGGGCUGGGGGGGUCUGGAGCAUAGGUGAAGAUGCUUACAUUAAAGUGAUGGCUUAUAGACA
Messenger RNA from Peromyscus maniculatus bairdii (prairie deer mouse), 3280 nucleotides. It is a transcript of the gene Zpr1, whose product is annotated as ZPR1 zinc finger. Gene Ontology annotation, cellular component: axon; nucleus; Cajal body. Gene Ontology annotation, biological process: Cajal body organization; axon development; positive regulation of gene expression. The record is from RefSeq and is a predicted model, not a curated record. Gene Ontology annotation, molecular function: zinc ion binding; translation initiation factor binding. Lineage: Eukaryota; Metazoa; Chordata; Mammalia; Rodentia; Cricetidae.